Purpureocillium takamizusanense is the source of this 678-nucleotide messenger RNA. It is a transcript of the gene SPC3, whose product is annotated as Signal peptidase complex subunit. Gene Ontology annotation, biological process: protein targeting to ER. Bases 1 to 678 code for a protein of 225 amino acids. The record is from RefSeq and is a predicted model, not a curated record. The transcript is spliced from 3 exons. NCBI's taxonomy places the organism in Eukaryota, Fungi, Ascomycota, Sordariomycetes, Hypocreales, Ophiocordycipitaceae. Gene Ontology annotation, cellular component: signal peptidase complex; membrane.
AUGCACUCCUCCUUCACCCGCCUCCAAAACGUCUUCGGCUUCUUCACCACCGUCGCGUGCGUCCUCGGCGCCUUCAUCGCCGCCACCGAUCUCAUCACACCGCGCACGCCCAGCGGCGUCGUCAGCCCCAACAAUGUCCAAGUCGUCAAGGGUCGCCCGCAUUACUACUCCUCCAAGAAGGAAGAGUAUGCCAUCAUAAAGUUCUCCCUUGAGGCCGACCUCUCCUCCCUCUUCACCUGGAACACCAAGCAGGUCUUCGUCUACGUCACCGCCGACUGGCCCGCCAUCGCUGGCGCCAACGCGACUAACUCGGCCGUCAUCUGGGACACCAUCAUCACCAACCCGAGCGCCGACCACCUCAAGAACAUUGGCCCCUUGGCCAUGAAGAAGCUUAAGAAGAGCGCCGAGGGCAAGACCAUUGACCCCAGCCGUGGCCUUCUCAAGCUGCGCAACCAAAGGCCCAAAUACCAAAUCACGCACCCGAGCGGCAAAAUUGCCCAGGCCCAGGACGUCACCCUCAAGAUCCACUACAAUGUCCAGCCGUGGGUUGGCCUGCUCACCUGGAAUAUGGACAAGGAUAUCUUCAAGUGGAAGACGAUGGCCGGCGGGCUGAGCGACAAGUUCGUGCUCCCCGCCAUCAAGUCUAAAGACAACAAGACCAAGAGCAAGAGCAAGUGA